UACACUUUGUUAUACUCAAUUCCUGUUGAUGAAGGCCACAUUAUCUAUUAUUAAGUAGAAAAGGCGUCUUAUCGGUAAUGUAUUUGACGUAAAGGUGUUCCUGAAUUUAGUAAUUAAUGUAUUAGUUUUGAGCAUGAGUGCAUAAAGAUGGAUAACCAGAGACGUAAGGUCGGCCAAACCAGCACAAACAUUGGACACGUGUAUUCGCAACCUCUGCCGUUUUAUAUUAACACUUGUAAGAAUGCCCCUCUUCCACCAGUCCUCACUUGUCAGAACAGAGUGCCUGCCUCUGCUCACUUCUCUCUCACCUCACACAUGGAGCAUGACAGAAAGCCUCUAAAUGGACCACUGUACAAUGAAAUCCACUCAAAAGCCCCUGCGCACUGGACCACACACUUCCUCAAUAAGGUGGCCCACAGGCUCAGAGACCACCUAACAGAUAGGGUUGUCUCUAAACCCAUCAGUGAAAUGCAGGACCACUACAGAGGUCAAUCAGCAACACAAGAUCUACUGGGUGAUUACCAGAGCAUGAUGCAGGCACUAUACAGACAGCUGGAUACAUCUCAGGAGUUUAUGCGACAGCCAGUCCUUUGCACAACCAAGACCGACUUUAAGCGCUUCAGCAGGUCAGAUUUGACUCCUUUCUCUGUCAUGGAUGCAGCUAGCUUUAAUGGACCCCUUACCAAGAGUGGAGCUCACAGCCGACUUCCUGCUCUGAAAGCUCCAUCCACUUUAGCAUUUCAACCCCAGCUGCCUCGCCUACCUUUCCCUUUGCCCCACAGGGGUAGAAGUAGUCUGUAUAUGGAAAGUUUUACUGUACCUGUGCCUCCCCCAACAUUGCCUCCCACCAAUACUGCACAAAUUGGGAAGAAACAACAAGAAGAUUGUGGUAAUGGUGUGUUACUAGGAAUUCUGGGUGUGCCCAAAAUGUAUAGUACAGAAAAUCAGGUAUAUGGAGGAAACAAAAUGUUUAUAGUGUAGACAAAAUAUUGUGGAUAUUUGGCUUUUAAUGCCUGCUAGAAUUAAUUUCAAAAUAUGUUCUCAUCAGCAUUGUUCGAUUGUCAUUCUUUUGUCACUCAGAGGUUCAGUAAUAAAUGGAGAACAAAAACAUGUUAAGAGUGAUUGGUUGAGACAUUAUUGAUUUAUUGAUCUGGUGUGUGAGGAUGUUUGUGUGUGUGUGUGUGUGUGCAUGGGUGUCUUUUUAUGUUUAGAUUUAAAAUGAAUGUGGGUGUAUGUGUCUAUUUUUCCCAUUGUGCAUUAAUUUACAUGUGCACUUGAUGUAAAAUAUAUAUACUCCUGUAGAUUACAGUAAGCAUGCUAAAAUCUUAGGAUAAAAGCUGGAAGAAAAGAAGUCCAGUGCAAAAUAGCUGAGGAGGCAGUUAGCUACACACCGAGACAACUCAAGAGGUUUGCAGAAAUGUACCGUACACAACUCGUGAAAGAAGAGAGCCUGAGAGAAAACAGAGAGGGUGAUAGUGGAAAAAAUAUAUAUUUGUCAAUAUUGCAGAUUAGUUUGAAUUUGUAUUUUUUUUUUCCCACCCACUUGCUCUUGCUCUCAUUCCCCUGCUCUGUAUCAGAGAUAGAGGAACUAUGACCAAUUUAAGGCCACAUAUGGAAGGUGGGAGGAUAGAAAAUAGGGAACAGGUGAAGGCAAGGUGUAUGAAAGGGAAGAGGCCAGAUUAAUUCAGCAAAGAGCUAUCAAAAGCUUAACUAACAGACAAAAAGGUUGAUUCUAUUUAAUAAUUAUUUACAUUAUGCCAAUUGGAGCCAAGGUAAAGAAUUCUCACCUCUUGGGACCCGAGCAUGACUGAUGUGUACAUUUUACAUUUCCAAAUAGUAGCUCCUAAGAAACAUGCAAAAAAAAAAAAAAACACGAUUUAGACCAAAUAACAUGUGGACAGUGGGACUAAGUUGUGACAUUUUAAAUAAUACCAACCUAAGUUGUUUAUUAUGUUUCCAGGAGUGUUGGUUAUUCAUGUUUGAGACAUUACAGAGAUUACAUCUCACAGUCAUUCUCUCUCGCGUCUUCCUAGGACUCUUAUUUUGAAGUUUUCCCCCAGACUACAUCUCCCAUAGUUCACUGCCCUCAUCACUUCCAUCUGCUCCUCAUCAUCCUAACCUGUAUUCCAUUCCCUAGUUCCCUCUAGUUUUGUGCAUUCGGUUGUCAGUCCUUGAAGUGUUCUGUUUAAUGGUUUGUUGUGAUGUUUAGCUUUAUUGUUUUAUUCCACUCCAGCAUUUAUAAUUAAAAGAUUGAACGCUGCUACUCCUGCGUCUUCCUCUCCAAGAACCCAACACAUUACAUUACAGAAAUUAGCAUACAUAAUUCUGAUUCAAAGAAAUGGGCAUCAUCAUCCAAUCACUGCCAACCAUGUUAAAAUAAAAAUUUGCAUGAAAAAUGUAAUCAAUGUACUGAUUACCAUGUCUGCCAAACAUGUUGAGAGGUCCAAACAUCUGCAGCCUGAAACUGAACUUUUGAUCGGAUGUUAGGAGUGAAUGCACUUGGCUGCAGGAAAGCUAUAUGCUCCCUUGCUUCCUAUUUAAUGCAUGACUUAACCUCUAGUGUGCUGUCUGUCUACACUAGUCUCAGAACAGUGUAUUUUCAUCCUAACUCCAUAUAAUGCCUCUGAAAGCAAAAUGUUCCAGCAUUUGGA
This is a messenger RNA of Xyrauchen texanus (razorback sucker), 2651 nucleotides long. RefSeq names its product lin-7 homolog B (C. elegans) (gene lin7b). Gene Ontology annotation, biological process: maintenance of epithelial cell apical/basal polarity; neurotransmitter secretion; protein localization to basolateral plasma membrane. Gene Ontology annotation, cellular component: MPP7-DLG1-LIN7 complex; synapse; basolateral plasma membrane. Bases 148 to 981 code for a protein of 277 amino acids. The record is from RefSeq and is a predicted model, not a curated record. Gene Ontology annotation, molecular function: L27 domain binding. The transcript is spliced from 5 exons. Lineage: Eukaryota; Metazoa; Chordata; Actinopteri; Cypriniformes; Catostomidae.